CUGAUGUUUGCAACUUCGAACUGUUUUCUUUAAGUGUGUGCAAGUGCUUUGCUAUUAUGUUUUUUGCGUGGAAAAGUUGUUAGAGUGGACGAAUUGUUCUGAGAAUUGUUUGUAAGAAUUGUCACGAGAUACAGUAACAUAACUAAUGCCUCUACUACGUAAAAAGCCUUUUGUACAAGAACAAGUACCACCUAAUUUAAAAGCAAACGAUGAAGUUUUUUAUUGCCAUCUUACUGGUGAAGUUUUUCAAGAUUAUGAGGCUUUCUAUCAACGAAUGAUUCUGUGUAAUAGCUUAGUAUGGAGUUGCGAAUUAAGUUUAAAACCUAAUCUUACUUUCAAAGAAGCGCAAGAAUCAGAAGAAAAUAUUCGUAAAACUUUAGAAGUGUUACCUGUUCCUAUUAAAAGGGCUGUUUUAAUGUUGGUUCAUCACACUCGACGCUCUAAAGUCCAAGUUUUAUGUGAUGAUAUAUUUGAUUUUUUAAGAAGUCGCUAUCAAAUUAAUGAGAAACUAGAAGGAAAAAUAAAUGGGAAGUGGGAAAAAGGAAUUAUUACUGAAGUACCAAGUAAUUCAGAUGUCUCAUUUUUUUGCAAAAAUGCUAAUACAGCUCCUACUGUCCUUUCUCUUAAAUCUCCUAAUAAAAAUAAAAAUAAACAACAAUCUGCAAUGGACUGUAAAGAUACAUGGCCAGACCCAAACUCAUUGCAGUACAAGGUUGAAAUAUUGAAAGGUUCACUUAAGGGAUCAAUUGUAACUUUGAAUGGAAAUUGUGUCAGACGAGAAAAAGGUGUGUUUGUUAAAGAAAAGUUAAAAAUGUUUCUUAAACAAUCUUGCGUUCGAACCACUUCUUCUAGUGAUGAUGGAUACUGGAUUGUCAAGUCAUCAGAAGUUACUCGAUACUCCUUGGGAUUAACUUCUAUUGUUUCACCUCAAGUUACACCUAUCUUCAAAAAAUCAAAAAAAAAAGAAAACUCAAUUGUGUCAAAAGCGCCUAUAGAAUCAUCACUGGAAACAAAAACUGAAGAUGUUGAAACAAAAGCAUCUAAAAAGGAUGUAAAAGAAAAAGAAAAGGCAAGGAAAAAAGAUGAAAAAGAAAAGGAAAAAGAAGAAUUGAAUGAUAUUAAAAAGUUAGAAAGUUUGUUUGUAAAAGCCUUUCAAAAAACGAAAGAAGAUUUACAAUUGGAAGAUUCAAAGCCUUUUCCUACCUUGGUUCCAUUUGUUUGCAAGCUUGAACCAGAGUUAGUUGGUGAUGCAAUAAUGGUGGUUGAAUUUAUUAACAUCUUUGGAGCUUUGUUAAAUAUAUCUAAAGAAUUGGAUACAAAAAUAACAUUUGGCUGGCUUGAAGAAGCUCUUCUUGAACAUGAUGCUGAAGGAAAGUAUUAUAAAUUACUAAAAUCUCUUCUACAUUCGUAUUUAUGCAUGGAGCAAGAAGAAACGAAACAAGUAGAGGUUGUUGAUCAUUCUUCAGAUGAAGAAACUUUAACUCAAUCAUCAACAGGGGUUCAGCCUAGCCAAACUGAUCUAGGGGAGGCAAAUGAUACAAAGGAUGUAAGCUCAUCAAGCUCUAAAGCUGCAGCUGCAUGGCCUAUACUUCACCAAGGAAUGGCUUUGCAUGAAAUACCAAUUGAACCAUUUUCGUUAACAGAAAUUUUAAGAUUACAUAUUCUCUCAUCAGGGAUCAAGCUUAAUUCUCGAAUUAACUAUGUGGAUUGGCAGCGUCGAGGACAACAGCAAAUGUCAGAUAAUCCCUGUGUAUACUUUCGGCAUACUGAAUAUGAUAUUAUGAACAACUUAGUUACAAAGUGUGUUUAUGAUUUUUCACCAAAAGACAAAUUGAAAAUUCUUGUUUUGAUAUGCAAUCAGUCUCUUAUGUUAUCCACUAUCAGAGAGUAUAUGGAAGAUGCUUUUGACAAGCAAAAAGAGCUGAGGAAACAACUUCGAGAUAUACAGCAUGAAGAAUCAAAGCGUAAACAGCUUAUUCAAAAAGAAAAAUGGCAAAAAGUACUAGCUGACAGGAAUAAGCUUAAAGAGGAAAUGAAAAACAAAAACUUGAUAAAAAAAGAUGACCCAAAAAAAGAUGACCAAAAAGAAGACUUAAAGGAGCAAGAUCCUGAAAAGCUAAAAAAAGAAGCAAAAGAUAAAAAAACAGAAGAAUCUUUGGUUGAAAAAUAUCAAUUAAAAGAGUUGGAAAUUUUAAAAGAGAUGGUAAAUUACAGCUCAGUAACAAAUGAAAAACCUUUAGGUCAAGAUCGAGCGUUUCGUAAUUAUUGGAGUUUGGAACAUAUGGGUGGGCUUCUUGUAGAGAAUUCUGACACUAGUGCAUUUUUCUUAGCAAAUACUUUAGAUUGUGAAAGUGAAGAAAGUGACGUAGAGCCAUCAGGUGAAAAUACUAAAGAUGUUAUCGAACAGUUCCCAAAAGUGAAAAUUAGUGAUAUAGUACAUGCUAGAGAAACGAAUAAUUCAUUAAUUGAAGAUUUAGUUUUUAAACGUUAUAAACUUCCUUUUACAAAUAAAAUCAAUAAUUUGUGCAAUAAAAGUAAUAUAAUAAAGUCAUAUAUGGAUAAUAUCAAAAAUGGUGAAGAUUUGUCUAUUUAUUCAACUACUUGUUCAACAAAAUGGUAUUCUGUGACAACUAAGGAACAGUUAGAAUCAAUAAUUGAUUCAAUGAACUGCCGUGGUAUACGCGAGAGUGCUCUAAAAAAAAAUUUAACUAAAAAAAAAAAAGAAAUUAUUAACUAUUAUGAAAACAAACAAGAAAUAGAGAUUAAAAAAGGAACUAGAAGAGAAAGCAAGUUAAAUACAAAACAUGAAGAAAAAAAUGAUAUAGAUAAGAAUAUGUUUAAGACCAUGGAUGAUUUUAUAGAAGCAAAUUUGCGCGACCAACUGGUUGAGUUAGAAGAACAACUUUGGAUUGCAGGUUUAGGUGGUUGGAAAGAUAAUAGAACAGAAUGGCGUUUAAAAAUGGAAGACCAAAUGAUACAAUUAGUUAAUGGGGAUAAAAGAGAAACCGAAAAAACAACAAAUAUCAAAACCAAUGGCGAAAAUCAUAUUACAACUGAAUACAUUGCAAAUGGACAUCCAGAAACUGAAGUCAAUUAUAAAAAUGAAAUAUCUGACACAACUAUGAAUCUUGAAGUUUCUGAAAAUGAACAUUAUAUUUCUAAACAAAUAGACAAUGUUAGUGUAAACAAGGAAAACAAAACAUCUAGAUGUGGCACACCAGUUACAGUUCCUCACUCUGAUAAACAAGUUGUUGUUUCUGAACUUUCUCUUGAGCUUUUAAAGAUUAUGAAGAGUAUUGAAAUGAAAUAUUUAAAACCACCUCUAGGGGAAACUGAAGAAUCUCGAAAGUUGCGCAUAAAAGAAAUGAUAGAGGCUACAAAGGCGGAAUCAGAAGCUAACAAAUUUAAAAAAAUUGAUAAAACAGAAGAAGAAGAGCAAAAAAAACUAUCUACUUGUCUUGCUCGUUGGCAAGAAUCUUUGUUAAAAUGUAUGAGUUUUUCACAAGUGUUUGUUCAUCUCUAUACCCUUGAUCGUUCUAUCAUAUGGGAUAAAUCUGUGCAGCAUGUUAAGUGCAGAAUUUGCAGAAGAAAAGGUGAUGAAGAUAAAAUGUUGUUAUGUGAUGGAUGUGAUAGAGGUUUUCAUAUGAACUGUUUGAAUCCACCACUUAAGAAAGUCCCCACUGGUAACUGGUUCUGCAGUGACUGCCGGCCUGUAGAAAUAAGACGUCAAUAUCGAAAACAAUCAUCUAAGUACCGUGAUGAUACUGAGGAGGAGGAAGUUAGUGAAAAAGAAGAUGAUUAUGAAGAAAGUGAAUCUGAAAAUGAUUUUGAAGAGCCUAAUGAUGAUUAUCAAAAUGAGAACAACGAUGAUGAUGAUGAAAAUGACGAUGAGAGUUAUACAUCUGAGCACAAUGAGUUAUGCACAGUCUGUAAUGAAGAAGGGACUUUAAUUUUGUGUGAAAACUGUCCGCGUGGUUUUCAUGUUGAAUGUGUUUAUCCUCCUAUUAAAAAAGUUCCACGUGGUUCAUGGACUUGUCAGAUUUGCAGAGAAGCUGAACAGGAUCUUCCUUUACGUAAAAGAGCUAUUACUAUAGAAAAGCAGCGAGAAAAAGCUAAUAUGGGCUCUAAAUAUAGUAAAAAAUCAAAAAAAGAAGCUAGCAAAUCAAAAGCACAGAAACGAAAUGCUUCACCAUCCAAUGAUAAUUUGUAUAAAAGAGCAAGAUUAGAAAACAGUGGGGAUACACUAAACUUUUCAAGUUCAUCACAUCGUUCUUCAACUGGACUAUCAAGGCAACAACUUAAGCAAUGCAGUGGGCUUAUCAAUGAAAUCUUCAAACAAGAUGAAGCAGAACUUUUUCUCUAUCCAGUAGAUUUAACUGAGGUUCCUGACUAUACUGAUUUCAUUGACUCUCCAAUGGAUUUUUCAACAAUCAAAUCUAAAUUAAAAGACGGAUGUUACUCUGAUAUUAAUGGUUUUAUUUCUGAUAUCUACCUCAUAUUUAGUAAUUGUGAUACUUACAACCCACCUCGUUCACAUGUAGUUCGCAAAGGAACACACCUCAAAACAUUCAUCAACAAACGACUAAAAGAGAUGAGAUUAAAGAGUUAACAAAGUUAACAAUUAACAAAGACUUAACAUUUUAUCAAGUUUUUAAAGUGAUCAUUAAAAAAUGAAAAAUACAUUUAUUAGAAAUCAAUAGCAAACUGUUCAUACAAAUUUUUUACAAAUAAUAUUGUAUUUUUUUUUUUUUUAAUUUGGGAAAAAGCUUUGAAACUUUCAAGAAGGAAUUUUAUAUUUA
Molecule: messenger RNA, 4799 nt
Organism: Hydra vulgaris (swiftwater hydra)
Lineage: Eukaryota; Metazoa; Cnidaria; Hydrozoa; Anthoathecata; Hydridae
Product: bromodomain adjacent to zinc finger domain protein 1A
Biological process (GO): regulation of DNA-templated transcription; regulation of heterochromatin formation; chromatin remodeling
Cellular component (GO): nuclear chromosome; CHRAC
Molecular function (GO): DNA binding; protein binding
Source: RefSeq, a predicted model, not a curated record